AUGCGUGGCCCCCGUCCUCUCCCUGCUCGCCCAACUAUCGCACGUUCACCUGCACAACCAUCGGUCGUUGCAGCUGCCGCUGAGGGCGCCAAUCCGUCAGAUCAACAACUCAAAAUCACUAAGCCGAAACGCUCAACCUACAUUCGUCAAUGGAUUUCCGACGUGCAGCCCGGAAGUCCUCUCCCGCCCAGCCCCAAUGCUGAGCGUCUCAACGACCCACUACUCUCCGCGGGCACUCAAGACUUCGCGCGUCGUCUGAUGUCGUUCGCUCAAGGAGCUUGCUCACCAACGGCGAACAACAUCAAUCGCAUCAUCACAGCCCCAUUGGCGACGGGUCUGGCACCUCUCAAGAAACACACUGCAAAGGCGCCACGCCCGGAAGCGCGCUCGCCAUCCGUCACAUCACCCAACACUGGUCGGGCCAACACUUCCACGUUCGGCCGUCGAGUGCGAGCACAGCCUUCCCUCAGGCGUCCUGUCGCACGUCAGCAGUCCAGGCGUGCCGCCCCUGCGCGUGGGCAGAGCCGCCGGACCAAGGAUCGCCGGUCUAAGCGCGCAUCGCGCAUGCUGCUCACACUGGCGGAAGGCUGCUGUGAAGAGACGGACGUCAGACGGUUGACCAUGCGACUCAGUCGUCAGGUCGCUGCCGCAAAUCAUCCAGCAGCACGUAUUGCAGCGCCUCCGCCCCCGAGCCGGGAGGUUUUCCUGGAUGAUGACGAAUGGGAGUUUGCACCUCUCCUGCUGGUCGAUAGUACCGGCGCGGAUGACGGGGAAUGGGUUGACUUCGAUGGCCCAUCGACGGCGGCAUUCCCGGAUACCGCAGCCGCACUGCAGCCAACAAGCGCGUUCACGAUCCAGUCCCGCACUGAGAGCGCUUCCGCGUACUCGCACGAGUCCGACCUCGCCUCUCCAUACAAGCUCCCGCAGCCGCAUGAUGAACGCAGCGCCGGCCGUGCGACUCCGCCUCCACUUCCGGACAGUGCCAACACCGGAUCUACAAGCACUACACCGGGCUUGUCGCUCCUUGCUAUCCCUGCGCGCUCGCAGCGAAAGGCGGCGCACCUUCGCAAGCCAUCCUACGUGACAGAGCUUGAGGCGUUCACGGUCCCCAAGACUCCCAUCUCACCAGGGACCGCGCCCGUACUCCCGACGCCGAAGGGGCCAGCGCGUCGUCGUCCUGCGCCGUUGAACAUUCCUGAGCCGCCCUCAGCCGCACGCUUUUCGACGGCUUCACCUCUCGACUUGCAGCUUGUUCGCGCGGCAUUCAUCGCUCAGUCGUACGCCCCGCGGCGCCCGCCGUCCGGUGAUGUAGGUGCGGUUCCUCGGCGCCUCCCUACACCUGAAGCCGAGAAGAAGGCUGCCGCUUCGAACCAGCAUGGCGCCCGCGUCAACAUUGCUGGAGGGAUGAAGAGUAUGGUCACGGCGCUGAAGAGCUCGCGCAACGGCAACACCCCGCGUCGCGAGUGGGUUUGA
Molecule: messenger RNA, 1473 nt
Organism: Peniophora sp. CBMAI 1063
Lineage: Eukaryota; Fungi; Basidiomycota; Agaricomycetes; Russulales; Peniophoraceae
Source: the annotation of a GenBank genome assembly